This is a messenger RNA of Chiloscyllium plagiosum (whitespotted bambooshark), 6948 nucleotides long. RefSeq names its product histone-lysine N-methyltransferase NSD2. NCBI's taxonomy places the organism in Eukaryota, Metazoa, Chordata, Chondrichthyes, Orectolobiformes, Hemiscylliidae. The record is from RefSeq and is a predicted model, not a curated record. Gene Ontology annotation, cellular component: nucleus. Gene Ontology annotation, molecular function: protein binding; histone methyltransferase activity.
AUUAGAGGGGUGCGGGGAGAGACGGGACAGUCGGCGCCUGUUUUUCUCAACAUCAAUACACACACACAUUGUCACUCUCGAUCUGCCUGUGAGCGCGUGUAAAAUAUAUUUUUUAAAACUUCUCCAUUAAAAGAAAUGUUUCCGAGGCUCUGACGUCACGUGUUUCCAACGUUCGAGUUUUUUUUGGAUUGGGGGGGAGGGUUAGUGGUCAAGGAAACCCUUAUUCGGGUACGAAAUGAAAUUGGAAGCUCUUGCUGCAUUUAUUACUUUUAAAUAGAAAAGGAGUUGGGAGUGAGACCGGGGUCGAAUGUUGCGAUAUCAAAUGAGAGAAAAUCCGGUCGUUUUUUUUCCCUCCUCGCGCUGCCUCCACUCUUGCCCCCGCCCCUCUCGGAGCCGGCUGUGACCAAUGGGAAGCGAGAGUUUUCGCGCUGUGGUGUUGCUGGUGGUGGUGGUGAACGAAGAAGAAGGAGGAUGAUGAUAAUGAUGAUGAUAAGAGAGUCAAGUCAGUCACUCUUUGUGACUGCUAACAUCUGAACAACAUGGCUCAACCGUACGGACUUCCACAGAGUAUGAUGGCGAGUUCCCGACCACUGGCACACGAGUUACUUAAUCCCAUAACUAUGAAACAAGUUCCUGAGAUCCUUAGUAUGACUAAUAAGAAGAGUCAAAAUGGUGAAGUGGCUUCUGAGCGUUCAAUGCUGACUGACAAAGCUGUCACACCGUUAUCAGCUGCUCUUCAGGAUGGUGUGAUACAUAGAUUAAAUGGACAUGAUGCAGCAUCUGCUUUCAGAUCAUCAGACAAAUUAAAGGAUUUGACUUCUCUUGUAUUAAAUGGAGAUUCAAGUGCACCAGAUGUAAUUCAAGAGACACCAUCCCAGCAUGCUGUGUCUCCAGUUGAAUGCUCCACAGAAAACAGAGGGAACAAAACACCACCUCGAACAACACCAAAAAAGAGUGGCUCUCCAGAAAUUAAAUUGAGGAUUACUAAAACUUAUUUGAAUGGAAAGCCACUAUUUGAAUCCUCACUGUGUGGAGAUCUGCAGAUUGGUGACCCUGAAUCUGCAAAGCUGCAAGAAGAAAAGGAAGAAGACGAAGGAAAAAAUAAAGAAAAAAGAAAAAGAAAGCGAAGUGUGAAGUAUGAUGCGCUACUUGAACAAAGUCUGGCUCAAGUCACAUUUGCGUCAAAGACAUCCAUUUCUCCUGAAGAACAUGUAAAGCCUAAAGAACAUCAAGACCAUGAAGGAGCCAAAUGUGAAGAGACCAAGGAUAAGGAUGUCCCAGUGAAAUAUCAUGUAGGGGAUAUGGUGUGGUCCAAAGUAUCUGGCUAUCCUUGGUGGGCUUGCAUGGUUUCUUCAGAUCCCCUGUUGAACACCCAUACAAGAGUAAAAGGUCUGAAUAGGGCCAUUUGUCGCCAGUACCAUGUCCAGUUUUUUGGAGAAGCCCCAGAAAGAGCCUGGAUCUUUGAAAAGAGCAUGAUACCUUUUGAAGACUUUCAACAGUAUGAUGAGUUAGUUCAACAAAGUGCCAAACAUGCAAGCUCCAAGGCAGUGAAGAAUAAGAUCCUAAAACCAAUUCCUGCCAAAAUCCGUGGUCAGUGGGAUGUGGGGAUUGCUCAAGCUAAAGAAGCAUUGACAAUGACCCUUGAGGAUCGAAAAGCUAAAUACACCUUUUUGUAUGAUCAUGAUCGGCCACUACUGCCACCUCAGGUUGCAAAGGAGGCUGGGGUUCCAGUUGAAUUUAUAGAGGAUAGGAAAUGGCCAACUGAAGAAUUUCCAAGUAUCAAGGAAAAUCUUGCUGACAGUAAAGGACGGAGGAAAAGAAACAGCAGUGCACCAAAUAAAAGGCAAUGUUCAAAGCCAUUUGAGCCGAAGACCCCAGCAAGGCAGUGUGUAAAUAGGACUGUAGAUUGUUUUGAUGGUUCUGCACAAGAUCACUCAAUUGACAGGACAUCUUGUAGAUCAUCAGACUCUGAGAGUGGUACUGGUUCCCCUGUGGCUAAGAGAAAACAAGGAGCCUCCUCUCAGCGGACCAGGAAAUGUGAUACUGCCUUCGCUCAGUUCAUGGCUUUUUGUCAGAAACAUCGAGAUGAGCUGGCUGAGGAGCAUCCAGAUGCUUCUGCUGAGGAGAUUGAAGAGUUGCUGGAGUCUCAAUGGGCUAUGCUUAGUGAUAAACAGAGAGCACGUUACAAUACGAAGUUCUCUCUAGUAACCCCUGUAACUGAGCAUAAAUCUCCUGUUUUGGGUUCAGGUUUUUCAACUAGUUCUCCUGGGCCAACCAGACGCAAAGUUCUACAAGAUUCUCCAAAAAGAACAACUAGAUCUAGUGUUAGCUCAGAAUCAACUAGGCAAAGAAGACUAUCAAGGAAAAUAAUAGAUUACAGGGAGGACUCUCCAGACCGAAUUGGCACCAGCAAGAGAUUGAAGCGAAACUACUACAUAGAUGACAAGUAUGAGUUAAACGAUGCUGACCAGGCAGAGGGAUGUGGAGGUGAUGGUGUUGAAACUGGAGAAACAUCUUGUGUUACUAAUGCAUCCCGAAACAGCCAGUCAGAUAUAAGCAAACUCUCUGAUGCAUGUAAACCACUGAAAAAGCGAAGUAGAGCAUCAACAGCAGAAACUCUGAUACCAGCUGUCAGCAAGAAUCCAUCUCCUUUAACUGUAUUUCCAGAAAAUGAGACAUCAUUUGAUGGACAGCUGGAGUCAGCAGAUGAAAGUGCAGAUGAAACUCCAACAGAGGCUUCAUCUGUAUCAUCCAAAAAAUCCCAAGGAGAGCGAGGAGGCAAUGGUACAGCUAAGAAAGAAGGAGUUUGUCAGAUGUGUGAAAACUCUGGUGAACUGCUCCUUUGUGAAGGACAGUGUUGUGGGACAUUCCACUUGGCUUGUCUUGGGCUGUCUAAGUUACCUCAAGGCAAAUUUAUGUGCAGAGAAUGCACAUCAGGUGUACACUCGUGUUUUGUGUGUAAGAAGAUUGGGCCUGAUGUUAAACGCUGCAAUGUUCCUCUGUGUGGCAAGUUCUACCAUGAAGAAUGUGUGAAAAAGUAUCCCCCAACUGUUUUUGAAAACAAGAGACUUCGAUGCCCACUGCACACUUGUAUCAGCUGCCAUGCCACAAACCCCUCUAACCCCAGGACAACAAAAGCAGGGCGAAUGAUGCGAUGUGUCCGCUGUCCUGUGGCUUAUCAUGGAGGGGAAACUUGCAUUGCAGCAGGGUCUGUGAUACUGACAGCCAACAGUAUUAUUUGCAGCAACCAUUUCGUUCCAAAAAAAGGCUACAGUCAUCAUGCUCAUGUCAAUGUUAGCUGGUGCUUUGUGUGUUCAAGAGGUGGGAGCCUUUUGUGCUGUGAGUCCUGUCCUGCAGCAUUUCAUCCAGAAUGCCUAAACAUUGAUAUGCCAGAAGGGAGUUGGUAUUGCAAUGAUUGCAAAGCAGGCAAGAAGCCACAUUACAAAGACAUUAUCUGGGUUAAACUGGGUAGCUACAGGUGGUGGCCAGCAGAGAUUUGUCACCCAAGAAACAUUCCGACAAAUAUUCAAAAUAUGAAGCAUGAGAUUGGCGAAUUUCCGGUUCAUUUCUUUGGAUCAAAUGACUACUUUUGGACCCAUCAGGCGCGAGUGUUUCCCUAUAUGGAAGGUGAUAAGGGAAGCAAGGACAAUAAAAUUAAAAGCCUCAGCAAAGCUUUUAGAAAAGCUUUAGAUGAGGCAGCAGAACGCUUUCAGGAUCUUAAGGCUCAGCGGGAGACUAGAGAAGCUCAGGAAAAUGAGCGUAAUGGGAGAAAGCCUCCGCCAUAUAAACACAUAAAGGUCAAUAAACCUUAUGGAAAAGCACAGAUUUAUACAGCUGAUAUUUCAGAAAUCUCGAGGUGCAAUUGUAAGCCGACAGAUGAUCAUCCUUGUGGCUUGGAUUCGGAGUGCCUUAACAGAAUGUUAAUGUAUGAAUGUCAUCCAGCUGUGUGUCCUGCUGGUGUGCGAUGCCAAAACCAAUGUUUUACCAAACGUCAGUAUCCUGAAUCACAGGUAGUCAAGACUGCCGGAAAGGGCUGGGGCCUAAUUUCAAAGACUGACAUUAAAAAAGGAACAUUUGUUAAUGAGUAUGUGGGAGAGGUCAUUGAUGAAGAUGAGUGUCGAGCAAGAAUCCGGUUUGCCCAGGAACACAACAUUGCCAACUUCUACAUGCUAACGAUUGAUAAGGAUAGAAUAAUUGAUGCUGGACCAAAAGGCAAUUAUUGUCGAUUUAUGAACCACAGUUGUCAGCCCAAUUGUGAAACACAGAAAUGGACGGUGAAUGGAGACACUCGAGUUGGGUUGUUUUCUCUUUGCGAUAUUCCAGCAGGGACUGAGCUGACCUUCAAUUACAAUCUUGACUGUCUUGGCAAUGAGAAGACCAUCUGCAGAUGUGGAGCACCGAAUUGCAGUGGAUUUCUUGGUGUCAGACCCAAGAAUGCAACCAAUGGUUCCGAUGACAAAGGAAAAAGGGGGAGAAAGAAACUACGGAAACGUAAAUCCAAGGGUGAUGGGAAGAAAGAGCAUGAGGAUGAGUGCUUCCGGUGCAGAGAUGGUGGAGAACUUGUGCUUUGUGAUAGAAAAACUUGUUCAAAGUCAUAUCACCUAUCCUGCCUCAGUCUUACAAAACCUCCAUUUGGAAAAUGGGAGUGCCCUUGGCACCACUGUGAUGUGUGUGGGAAACCCUCUGUAGUUUUUUGUCAAUUCUGCCCCAACUCCUUCUGCAAGGAUCACGAGGAAGGAACAAUGUUCAGGUCCACAACUGAUGGACGUGCUUGCUGCUGCGAACAUGACCACUGCAACAUGGCAGAUCCUCUGGAACGAUGCAAAAACCUGGAGACCAAUCCUUCUCUGAAUGAGACAGUGAAGUUAGAGUCCAAGAAUCCCAAAACCAGCAAUCAUAUGCCAGUUGAAAAAGCACAGUGAAUUAUUUGAACUGUAGACACUAUUGGAGAUUGGAUGUUGAUUGAUGAAUAUUAUCACAGGCACUCCACACAACUUGUCAUAUAAAGAACUGUUUGCAGGGAAAGGCACUCUUGAUUCGGCUGAGCCAUCUCCAGCAGUUCUUAACUGCAUCUGCACUGAUAAUUCAAGACACUGACUCCAGGAUUCACGCGUAUCCAGGACAGCAAAACUACACAGCAUUAUAUCAACACUGGGAAUCUUUGAAACUGUCCCUCCUAUGAAAUAUUGAAAGUAGGAGGUAGAUUUAAAAGACCAAAUUACAAAAUGGGAUUGGAAGUAGAAAAAAUAGCAUUUAUCAGUGAUUAAAAGUGUUAGAAAUAUGAUACUGAAAAAAAUGACACUAUUAGUUGCUCUUCAUUGUGUUUGUAUGCCUUAGUGUAGUUUACAUUAAUAGUUCAGUAUCUUUUGUAACUCUGCUGGUCUUUAUUGCAGUGCAUAGAUAAUCAUUCGUUCAAUGUUUUAAAAUACCUUCUCUUCAGGGCUGUUUGAACUGUUUAGUGUGUGGCUGCAGGGAUUGAAACUGUAUUACUGUAACCAGUAAAUGCAGCAAUUUUGUGGGUAUUUACUGGAAAAACUCUGGUCAGGCAAGUUUUAUUUAAACCAAUUGUAAUAGUAACAAAUUAUGUUUAAUCAGUUAUGUCCCAAACUGUGAACCAUGUUCACCUCAAUUGAAAAUAAUUUAGAUUGGUGUUUGUUUUUGGUUUCUGUUUUGUUCAUCCAUUGGAGAUUCUCAGAGCUUUCUCAAAUUUUGUCAUUGCAAGAUCCUAUGAGAAGGAAACAAACUGUGUUUAUAGAUCAUCGUGUUAUGUUCUUUAAACUCUGCUCACAGAGUUCAGCCUCCACUUUUCUUAACUUCUGUACUGUGUAUUCCCAUACUACUUUUGUUGCUCUGUCAAGGGUCCAAGAGUAGCCAGUGUGCAGCAGAAAAGCUACCAAAUUUAUUAAUGUUAAAUGUCAACAAACCAGUUUGUUGGUACAUUUUUACAAUUAUAUUUAUCAAUUAUAUAUUGUCCACAUCAUUACCUUUGCCUUCAUUUGACAGGCAUGGCUGCCAGCUUGAGAAUUCCUCUUGGGAUGACAAAUGAAAUUCAAUGGCAAGUUGCAAGAUGAAAAUAAUGUGUUUCAUCUCACUGACUCGAUACACUAUUCCACUCUUGCUGUCACAUUGCAUUAUCGCUUAGGUCAGUGUGUAUUAUUCUGUAAAACUUUUAUUUGAAUUCACUGGAUGAAGUUUGGAACAUCCGCAAUUCAGAUUCACUGAGCACAAAAUGUCAAUUGCCAAAACCAGAACUGAAGAUUCACUACUGUCAAUUCAUGUAAUCUGUUGUAUUAGGGAGCAUAACGUCUCCCUUCUGCAGUGUCUGCCUAGACUAUCAAGAAGUUGAUCAAUCCAAUGCAACAUUCCAAGGUUGAACAGUGUCUCUGCCACCUAUCUAGAUUAUUUUGUUGCUUGGGUCUCUACUUGUGAAAUUGUUUUCCAUCUGCUAGUGCAGUUAUUUUUCUUAAAGUAUCAAGCCAGUCAAAAAGUGGUCAUUAAGUUGAUAACUGGCUUUUGAUUUCAAUUCCAUUGUGCACUUUGUAGCCAAUCACCUUGAUUGGUUUCAUUAUCCACCCCAAUGGAAAUACUCAGGAUGGUGUUCUGCUUUCCUGGAUUGUUGUGAAAGGUACUGUUAUGUUAACAAUUUUGUGUACUUGUAAUACAGUUAGUUUUAGUGCAGAAAUAAUUGUAUUUGUGAAAAAUAUGUUUAUACUUGCUGCGUGAAGCGACUAAUAGUGAUUGGAGAACUGUGGGCGACUGAAUUAAGUGCUGCAUGCAUUAGUCAGCUCAAAGUAAUAGUGUUUAGAAUUUACCCCUAAAGAGAAAAAGCAGGAUCCUGAAUUGAAGAUAAUUUUGAAUUUUCAAGAUAAGGAUAGACUGAAUAAGAUAUUUGAGAGGAGCUUUUCAAAUUUUUGCCUCCAGUUUUAAGCGAAUUGUUGACAGUACAAU